Trifolium pratense (red clover) is the source of this 5748-nucleotide messenger RNA. RefSeq lists its product as uncharacterized. NCBI's taxonomy places the organism in Eukaryota, Viridiplantae, Streptophyta, Magnoliopsida, Fabales, Fabaceae. The coding region runs from base 180 to 5279 and encodes 1699 amino acids. The record is from RefSeq and is a predicted model, not a curated record. Gene Ontology annotation, cellular component: exosome (RNase complex); nucleus. The transcript has 10 exons.
GAUAGAACGAAGAAAUGCAAUGAUGAAGACACGAGUCGCUUCAUUCUCUUACAUAAUAUCUUCCGUAUUGGUCAUUUCGUGACCGCGUUGCCACUCACUCACUCCUGAAAAAGUACAAAAACGGUUAUUCCUCGUUUCUAGAGAGAGAGAAAAAUAAAACUCAUAUAGAGAGAGAAACCAUGGAUAACUCCAUUGACCUCAAAACCACCACAACCACGGCGGUUUCCGAUAACCACAACACCACCACCGUCAUUCAAACCAAAACCAAAGAAGAAGGCGAAGUCUCUUCUUCUACCGAUGGCGACGAAAAACCUAAUGGCUCUACUGUGCAAACCACCCUUGCUACAGGGUCCAGUUCUGUUCCUUCUUUGAAGCAAAUUACCCAAGGCGUUCAGGGUGGAGGCUCCAAUAAUAUACAGAUGCGAACGACUACACAACCAAUUUCACGGAAGAGCAUAAAAAAGAGUGAAUUACCCCCUAAAUCUUCUCCAUGGGCUGGUCAUGCAAGCAAUGAUACAAAUCUUGUGAUAAGGUUUUCCGAUGAUGACAGUGGUAGUGACAUUGAAAAUAAAGGCACCGAUUCCAAGUUGGAAAGAAAUAUCAAACGACCUAGCUCAUCCUUGGAAAAUUCAAACAAGUUACAGUUACAACAAAAUGCUAGAAGUUUGCACAAGGAAAUGCCCAAGAAAUUGCCUUCGAAUCGUACAUUUGUCUCAUCAGUGACCAAGAUGCCUAGUUCUAAUUCUAAGGGUGCUGGAUCAUGGUCAUUGGGACAAGGACAACAAGCUAGAAAUUUCAAACCAAUGAACAAAACUAUAGCUAGCCGAGAGCGUGGACCUGACCAAGGAGCAGUAUCAAAUGUCAAUAAACUUCAGGAUUUGCGCCAACAGAUUGCACUUCGGGAAAGUGAACUUAAGUUGAAAGCAGCCCAGCAAAAUAAGGAGUCUGCUUUAGUUUCGGGUAGGCAUCAGAAUGCCACAAACCUUAAGAAUGACACAACUAGGAAAAAUAUUUCAGUCUCCUCAGGAGCUGCACAAUUGGGGCCAGAAGAACGAGAUAGGAAGCGGAUGAAACUUGAUACAUCUCAUGAUGCCCCUCAAGCUGUUGGUGGUCAACAAGUUCCCAUUGUAAAAUCUAUAUUACCAUCAAAAGAUUCUCUGUGUGAAAACAUUUAUCCUCAGGAGAGAAACAAGGUUAGUCAUAACCAAAAAGAGAUUCCAUCAUGUAGAGGAGAAUCAACAAUCAUGAAAUCACAAAGGCAACCUGACAAUUGUUUUGGCAACUCAUCACAAAAUAUGCCUUGUAGAUCAACAGAAGGUGAUGUCAAUAAUGGUUGCAAUCAGAUUGACAAAAGUAGCAGCCUGGUUGACCAUUUUGCAGCUUUAAACCAAAGUCCAAUGCCAGGAAAUAUGCCGUCUAGCAGUGUGCCAACUAAUUUAGAACCACUAAGUGUGACUCAGGAACCACUAAGCAAUGCUGUUAUUAUGAAUCAUAAUGCAAAUGUCUCAGAGCAUAGCAGUAUUGAUUUACAGUCAUUUUUUGGCAUGCAAGAAUUGAUAGACAAGGAGCUUGAGGAAGCUCAAGAGCACAGGCAUAAUUGUGAAAUUGAAGAAAGAAAUGCACACAGAGCUUAUCUUAAAGCUCAGAGGUCUUUGCUUGAGGCUAAUGCUCGAUGCAACAAUCUUUAUCACCAAAGGGAAUUGUAUUCAGCUAAGCUACGAUCUUUGAUUAUGAAUAAUUCCAGCUUUUCUUGGUCUUUGGGACAGCACCAGCAACUUGAUAUAGGUCUAGAUUGCUUACCUAAACUUGGAUAUGAAAUGCCCACAUCAAGCCGUCUGAGGCAGGCUGAAUAUAAUAUUAAUAAUCCUAGUUUUGAUUCUAAUGAUCAAGGCAUCAAUAAUAGGCAAUCUGAUACUUCCCAUCCCCACACAAAUGGAGCAAAUUUAGGAUCUGAACCUUGUGUUGAACCAGAUGCUAGUACAUCUGAGCCAUUGCCUCAAAGGGGUAAUCGUGAUGCGGAUGGAGUGUAUUCUCCUAUGGAUGAAUUUGACGCAUCAGAUAAUGAAAAUGAAGAGAUUUUUCUAGCUGGACAUGCUUCUAAUCAUUUUGACGCUGAAUAUCAUAGAAAUCAAGACUCCAAGGCAAAACAAAUGGACACAGAUACUGCAUCAAAUGCCAAUUGUUCCACUGAUAGUCCUGAGGAUUCUUUGCUUCUUGAAGCAACAUUAAGGUCUGAAUUAUUUGCACGAUUAGGGAAAAGAGCCAUGAAGAAUUGUAGUCCGUGCAACAACAUUGAUACUGCUGAACUAGGUGCUGAAAAUGAGGUUGGAAGUGAGAAAAGCCGAGUGCAUCACGGCGCUGUCCCAUUGUCUAAUGCAGAAAACAUUGAUCCUAAUGCAGAAAUCAAUUAUCCUAAAGGCAUCGAGGGGAAAGAAAUGAACAUCUAUCUGGAUUCCAAUGAGAUUCAAAGUCAGCAAAACAUUGGUGGAAAUACUUCGAAUGCCAUCUGCAGUGCUGGUUCAGGUGAUCAAGGAGACAUGACUUCUCAGGGUCAUCACCCAACUAAUCCAGCGAACAUUCCACCAUUGUUUAGGAGUGCAUUUAGUGAGCUGAGAAAAAUGUCACCAUUUAGUUCAAAUCAAUUACCAAAUCAACAUAAUUCCACUCAUGAUAAUGAUGGUGAAAGUCAAAAUGCCACCUGCCUUAGUUCUGAUGAAGCAAAGAGGAACAACAUCUUGGCAAUCUCAAUGUCUGUCACCAUUGGGAAUUCACUCUCAGAAGAAGGUCCUUAUGGCUGCAGUCCUGAAGUUGAUCCGUUUUGGCCACUUUGCAUGUAUGAGCUGCGAGGAAAAUGCAACAAUGACGAGUGUCCUUGGCAGCAUGCUAAGGACUAUGGCGAUGGAAACAUUAAUCAGCAUCAGCACACUGAUUCUAAUAACGGAGACUCUCGAGAUAGAUUGCCGCUGCAUCAACAAAAUUGUAAUGGUGUGACCAAAGUUACAAAGUAUCACAAAGCUACUAUUCUACCAACUUACCAUGUUAGUUUAGAUGUUCUGAAAGCGGAUCAAUUUGCAUACAAGCCGAUUACUGCACAUAGGAUUGCUCAAUACUGGCAGCAGCAUUUCAGUAUCACUCUGGGUUCUUUGAAUUUGCUACAAAAUGGUUCACCUGCAGAUGGUCCAUUAUCACAUGGUGGUGAUGAACGCAUAGAGGUCCGAGGGGCGUGGAGUAAACAGUUAUCUUUUCAGUGGAGAAAUGGAGUUGGGAAUCAGAUUAAACAGGCUAUGGCUGAUAGUGAGCAAGCCGUUGAGAUGGCUCUUCUUAUUCUCAACCAGGAAAUUAAUAAGUUGCAGGGGGUGCGAAAGGCUCUAUCUGUACUGACCAAAGCCCUGGAGACUAAUUCAACAUCUGUGCUAAUCUGGAUAGUUUACUUGCUCAUUUACUAUGGAAGUUUUGGACCAAACGAAAAGGAGGAUAUGUUCUUGUGUGUGGUUAACCACCAUAAAGGAUCUUAUGUACUGUGGAUCAUGUACAUCAAUAGUCGGAGAACGCUUGAUGAUCGGUUAGCUGCCUAUGAUUCUGCUCUCUCUGCUCUCUGUCAGCAUGCGUCUGCUGUUCCUGAAGACAGGACAUGUGAAAGUGCAUGCAUCUUAGAUCUGUUUCUGCAGAUGAUGGAUUGUUUAUGCAUGACGGGGAAUGUUGAGAAUGCCAUUCAGCGAAGUUAUGGAGUUUUCUCAACUACAACUAAAUCUGAUGAGCCUAAUCUUCUGUUACUAUCAGAUAUACUCAAUUGCUUAACAAUUUCUGACAAAUGUGUGUUAUGGGUUUGUUGUGUUUACUUAGUUAUUUACAGGAAACUGCCUGGUGCUAUUGUUCAGAAGUUUGAAUGUGAGAAAGAUCUCCUUGACAUUGAAUGGCCCUCUGUCAUUUUAUCAGAGGAUAAAAAUGAGAGGGCUGUUAAACUUAUGGAAACAGCAGCUGAAUAUAUAAACUCGUUUGCCUUCACAAUGAAAAGUGAAGCUGAUAUCAAGCAUGUUCAGCUUUUUGCUCUAAAUCAUCUCAGAUGCAUGGUUGCUCUUGAUAGCCUAGAAUGCUUAAGGAGUUUGUUGAAAAAAUAUGCUGAGAUUCACCCUUUCUGCAUAGAAUUGGUCCUGGUGUCGGCUCAAAUACAGAAACGAGAGUUUGGUGUUGAUAAUUUUGUGGUAUUUGAGGAUGCAAUUAGUAGAUGGCCAAAAAUAGUUCCUGGAAUCCAGUGCAUUUGGAAUCAAUACAUUGCAAAUGCUAUCCAUAAUCAAAGAAUUGACCUUGCACAAGAAAUUACAGUCCGAUGGUUCCACUCUGUAUGGCAAGUGCAGGAUCCUGCAUCUGCAGGAAUGGAUGCCACCGACGAUGGUAGUUCUUGUGGCUUAUUGGGAUUAGGUUCAAAAUUUGUUUCCGACACAUCAAAUUCUAUUCAUAAACAGAUGGAUAUGAUGUUUGGAUAUCUUAAUCUGUCUGUUUAUCAUUUUUUCCAAAAUGAUAAAUCAGAAGCAUGCAUAGCAGUUAAUAAGGCUAGGAAUACUGUCAAUUUUGUGGAUUUAGAGCAAUAUAGAAGAAAAUAUGCAAUGUUCCUGGUUUGUGAUGCAUCAAGUUUGAAGGAGGAUGAUCCAAAGAGUGCUAUUAAGAAGAUGCUGGAAGUAUAUAUGGAUGGUUCCUCCCAGGCGUUGCUAGCUCCUAGGAUGCUAACAAGAAAUUUUCUUAACAACAUCAAGAAGCCUAGAUUACGGAAUCUCAUUGGCAUCAUAUUAAGGCCAGUUUCAUUUGAUUGCUCUCUACUAAAUCUGACACUUCAAUCAUGGUUUGGUGCAUCUCUUUUACCUCAAACAGCGAGUGAACCAAAACAUCUGGUGGAUUUUGUUGAAGGCAUUAUGGAGGUAGUUCCUUACAACUUUCAAUUAGCUUUUGCUGUUUGCAAACUUUUGAGCAAGGAUUACAGUUCUUCUGAUCUAAACUCAACCAGUCUAUGGUUUUGGGCCUGCUCAACUCUGGUCAAUGCAAUUAUGGAUGCCAUCCCGAUACCACCAGAAUAUGUCUGGUUGGAAGCUGCAGCGUUUCUGCAAAAUGAUAUGGGCAUCGAGGCAAUAUCCCAGAAGUUUUAUAAAAGGGCUCUGUCAGUGUAUCCAUUUUCUGUUAUGUUGUGGAAAUGUUACUAUAAGCUGUUUUUAUCCAUUGGGGAUGCAAACAAUAUUCUUGAAGAAGCAAAAGAAAGGGGUAUAAACCUUGAUUUACUAACUAAUUAAAUGUCAGGUGGAAGGAAACUCAUUGGCCAAGUUUGGUACUAUCACAAGAGUACUCAUUGGCCAAGUUUGGUACUAUCACAAGAGUCCUCAACGUAGAUAAUUUUUUCGCUCAAUAUGUUAGAAUAUUUCCACAUAUUUGGAAGCAAUUUUGGUGACAGAAAUUUCUUAGAGUACAGGUAAGUAUAAUGUGAAUACAAUAGCAAUGUCAAGGUAACUUCUUAGGAAUAUAAUCUACAAUUGGGCUGAAGAAAAUUUUGGAUAACUGAUCUUCCUUUUGCUGCCUUCAUUUUUGGAUAACUUCUUUUUCACAUACUAUGUUGGGAAUGUUAAUGUACUCUUUUUAACAUUUUAAUCCCAUAGGUUAUUGUUUGUCAAAAAAAAAAUACUAUAUGUUAUUUAUUGUCAGAAAAAGAAGUAUCAGUUUGCUAUUUUACAGAUGAAUGAAAGAAUGUUUUUGUUGUGAUGAUUA